ACCCUAGAUUCGCGUAUUUUCACCUACGCGAGACCAUCUAUAGAUCCUAGCCCUCUCUUCUCUCCUGUUGAAGCACCAGCGUAGACCCAGCAGCCCGCACACUCACUGCACAGUCUGAAUUUAAUAUGGUGAAAUAUGUCCUCCGUACCGUAACCGUAACCUCAAAUAAGUAACGGAAACGCAGUACAGAGAGGUGUGGGCACACCUUUCGAGAGUGAGGGAGAGAGAAAGAGAGAAAAAAAGGUGAAGGGCAGCAGGCCAGGGCCCAGAAGCCAAGGAGCAGAGUUUGGUGCACGUAGUUCACGCACGCAUUCGCCCGGAAAUCCUGGUACCUGACACUGACGAACUAUCGCCGUUGGCUAAAUGCACAAGAAAUGGCAUCUGCAACCUUUGACACAAGCCUGUUGAACAAUGAUUUUCAAGCCAAAAAGAAAGACAAAUCACUCGAGAACGAGGACAAUUUGUGGUCUAGCAUCUUAGCGCAGGUGCAGAACAGCAGCAACAACAAAUUACCAUCAAACAAAAACGUUCUUGUUUUGGGCGACAAUGAAAGUGGAAAGACUACGCUUAUUGCCAAACUGCAGGGUGUGGAAGACCCAAAGAAAGGAUCUGGCCUAGAAUAUGCUUAUAUCGAUGUUCGAGAUGAUUACAGAGAUGAUCAAACAAGAUUAUCGGUAUGGGUGCUAGAUGGAGAUCCAGGUCACGCAAAUCUUCUGAAAUUUGCUCUGAAUGCAAAAAGAUUUCCAAAUACUCUUGUGAUGCUAGUAGCAGCCAUGACUACGCCUUGGGCAUUAUUGGAUCAGUUACAAUUUUGGUCCAGGGUUCUAGGAGACCAUAUUGACAAGCUUGCCUCAGACAAUGAUGAUUUCAAACAAACUUGGCAAGACUGUCGGCAACAAAUUAAGAAAAAGUGGCAAGAUUAUACUGAACCUGGUGAUGACCUUGAUCCAGGAAGUCCUCUGAGGAGAACCAGUCGUAAUUUAGAUGAUGAAUCUGUUGAUAAUUUACCUUUACCAGAUGGAGUAUUAACAACUAAUUUAGGACUAGAUAUAGUUGUUGUAAUUACAAAGACAGAUUAUAUGUCUACUUUAGAGAAGGAACAUGAUUACAGGGAUGAGCAUUUUGACUUUAUGCAACAAUGGAUAAGACGAUUUUGUCUUCAGUAUGGUGCAGGUCUUUUUUAUACAUCAGUAAAGGAGGAUAAGAAUUGCGAUCUUCUGUAUAAAUAUUUAACACAUAGGAUCUACUCAUUGCCUUUUAGAACACCUGCUUUAGUUGUGGAAAAGGAUGCAGUCCUGAUUCCAGCAGGUUGGGAUAAUAUGAAGAAAAUUAGCAUCCUUCAUGAAAACUUGCAAUCGAUGAAGCCUGACGAUUAUUAUCGGGAUGUAAUUGUCAAACCACCCUCAAACAGAAAGAGUGUUCAGCGUCAAGUUGAAGUUCAAACCGAGGACGAGCAAGCUUUCUUGACAAGGCAACAGGAACAUCUCAUGGGCAAUAAAGAGUCCCGUUCGCCUACGACGAGGAAUCAGGUUGCGUCGCCAAAUAAGAAGUUGGAUCCAAAAGGUACCGGUGCAACUCCCUCGGGAGAAGGUGUGUUGGCGAAUUUCUUCAACUCGUUGCUGCACAAAAAGACCGGUGGUUCGCCGGGUGGCCCGGGUUCACCAGGCAGCGUUGGAGUCAGUCCCAUAAAAACAGACCCUGCAGUUGUUGAUAAGAUCGCGAUGCGAAAUGACGCUGCGGCGGAACUGGAUCGCAUAACGAAAACAAAAAAGAUCCCAUCCACGGAUCAGGACAACUUGACUGAAUCUUGAAAGCUAGACGAGUGAUCGCUGCAUGUUCUAGUAAACAAAAACAGGAAAACUGUCAAUCUUGUACGGUUGUUGCGUCAUUGUCUCUAACAGUCAAGUCACAAUGUCGUAAACGAAGCAUGUCAUAUACUGUCGGGAAAAACUCCGAAAAGCGUUUUCGGCUUUAUAAUUUAUUGAUGAUUAAAGUCUGGCUAUCGGCGAGACCGAUAUACGACAGCGCUAAACGCAGUACUGUACUUACAAAACUCAUAUACGUCAAUUUGUUCAGUUUUGCUUUUCCUUGACAUACUUCGAGACUUGCUUGACAAUAAUCAUUCCUUAAUUUGCGCCUAAAAUAUAGGGACGUGAAGCAAGUUAAACAGUGCCAGAGAAAUUAUGGGGCCAUCACGGCUUUACUAGUAAAUUCUUGCAGAAAUGCUCGACGAGUGAUAUGUUUUAUAUUUCAUUCAAUCGAAAAUACUUGUAUUUAAAAAAAGCUUUGAAUUUCGUACUAAAGGGAUGCCACAAAGUAAUUUUGUUUUGUUUAAUUUUUUUUUCUCUGAGUGAUAGCAAAAUUCCUUGUUGAUACAAGGAAGUAUUAUGUUUGCACAAGUAAUUGUAAUCAAGUUGCUGUAAGGACUUGGUUUGUACAUUGAAUUUGAUGUAAUUUUUUUAUGCAUUGCUAGUAUAAAUUGAACAAAAUUGUCAAGUAUCAAGAAAACUACUAUCAAGAUGACUGAAAGUAAAAAGAUCCAAAUUAAUAGUAUGGUGUAGUAAAUAUUUUUCAUCGCAAUACUUAGAUCAAUGCAUGUUGUUAAAUUAGCAUGGUUCAAGUGCGUGGGAUAUAAAUUUAAGAUUCGUUACAUAUUUCAUUGCGAAUUUCUGUUGAAUUUUUGAACAUUUGAUUCGCAAUAAUUCAAUGCGAAAUUUUGAGUACUAAAACUGAGUAAAUUGAUUAAAUGUUAGAAUUUUUCUUGAUAAUUGAAGUUGUUUUUAAUACUGCUUAUAAAGCUGAAAUUAUACAAUAUUUAUGCUACCUUAGAUUGGUUAUUUGAAAUUGUAUUUAUAUCUAUGCAAUUGAAAAAUAUGUAACUUGAUAUAUGAUUUGUUGCAAUAGAUACUAUGCGAAAAAGUCAUUAAUAAAAGGAUACAUUUUUAACAUAA
This is a messenger RNA of Nasonia vitripennis (jewel wasp), 2951 nucleotides long. It is a transcript of the gene Dlic, whose product is annotated as dynein light intermediate chain. The record is from RefSeq and is a predicted model, not a curated record. The transcript is spliced from 10 exons. The coding region runs from base 375 to 1811 and encodes 478 amino acids. Lineage: Eukaryota; Metazoa; Arthropoda; Insecta; Hymenoptera; Pteromalidae. Gene Ontology annotation, cellular component: cytoplasmic dynein complex; centrosome. Gene Ontology annotation, molecular function: dynein heavy chain binding. Gene Ontology annotation, biological process: microtubule cytoskeleton organization; microtubule-based movement.